AUGGGAGCUAAUGGGUCUUCUCAAUUGGAAAAAGAGAUUACUGGCGAAUCAUUUAUUGGAAAUGAACAUUAUUAUGGCUUAGUUAAUGUGAGUUUUUUUUUUGAUAUUUCAGGGGAGGGGGCUGGUUUUGGAAAAAAAAACUGUAAGGCACUGUAAUGAUGCCGCAAAAAUUAGCAAUGUUGAAAAUGAGCUAUGACGUGGCAAAAUUUGAAAUUUCUAGAGGUUUUUGAAGCCAGAAUUUCGACUUCUUAAAAUUAUUUUAAAAAUGUAUUGUUCGUGGGUUAAUUCGAAAUUCUAGCUUCAAAGCCUCUAGAAAAUUCACAUUUUGCCACGUCAUACCUCAUUUUCAGCGUUCUUUGUCCUCCCUCUUUUUUUUCAAAAAAAAUCUCCCAAAUCAACAUUUUUUUCAGUUUGGCAACACAUGUUAUUGCAAUUCUGUUAUUCAAGCACUAUAUUUCUGUAGACCAUUUAGAGAGAAAAUCCUACAAUAUAAGCAACAGUUGAAAAAAUCUGGUGCGGCUAAAGAAAAUCUGGUAACUUGUCUCGCUGAUCUCUUUCAUAAUAUUGCUACGCAAAAACGACGAGUCGGCACAAUCGCACCAAAACGGUUCAUUACGAAAUUGAAGAAGGAAAAUGGUGAGUAACAAAGUUACCCCGGAAACUAGUGAAAUUUCAAAUUUUGUAGAACUAUUUGACAAUUAUAUGCAACAAGAUGCUCACGAAUUUCUAAAUUAUUUGCUCAACACAAUUUCCGAAACUUUAAUCGAAGAAAAAAAUGCGGAAAAAGAUCGACAACAAAGACAUGGAACGAUUAAAAAAGGAAAUAUUACUGUAAAUUUGGCGCCAGCCACAGCGGGUCUUGAAAAGAAUUUGGAAACGGCGGCGGAAAAAGCGAGAAAUGAGACGACGUGGAUACAUGAAAUAUUUCAAGGAACAUUGACCAAUGAAACGAGAUGUUUGUGUUGUGAGACGGUAAGAUUUUGGAUUUUUGAAACAUGUGGGGCAGGUUUGGGACCUUUGAAAACCGCACAUCACAAUUUCGCAUCUCAAGAAGAUUUUUCCAAAUUAUUUCAUAAAUAUUAAAAAUGUUUGGAAAUCUUUGACUUUUCAUUGUUUACAAUUAAAAUUUCUUGAAAAAUAUGAAUUUUCAUGUAAAAAUUGUGAAAUUUGAUUUAGAAAAUCGUACUUAAAACUACAAAUUUUCCGAAAAAAAAACCGAUCCGCAAUUUUUUUGAAACUAGAAUUAUUUUGUGUUUUAGUUAUCCCAAAGUUUCAUUUCCAGGUCUCAAGCAAAGAUGAAGAUUUUCUCGAUUUAUCAGUAGACGUCGAACAAAACACAUCAAUAACCCAUUGUUUACGAGUAUUCAGUGAAACCGAAACAUUAUGCGGAGAUCAGAAAUAUUUCUGUGAAACAUGUUCUUCCAAACAAGAAGCACAAAAACGAAUGAGAAUCAAGAAACCUCCACAAUUAUUGGCUCUUCAUUUAAAACGUUUCAAAUAUGUUGAUUCGCUUAAUCGACACACCAAAUUGUCAUAUCGUGUUCUUUUUCCGCUUGAAUUACGGCUUUUUAAUGUGGUGAGUUUGAAUUUUCUGGGUUUGGAAUUUGAAAAAUUCUUUGAAAAAUAUUGUGGGCUAUUUUUUUAAACUCACAAUAAUUAUUUAUAGAGUCAAAUUUUUCAAUUUUAUGAUUCAAAAAUUGGGAACAAUUUAUGCGAAAAUUACAAACUUGGAAUACAAUUUUGUGAUAGUUUUUCUACCUAAAAAUUAUUUGUUGUAGAGCGACGAUGCAACUCACGGCGAUCGAUUAUACGAUUUGGUUGCAGCAGUUGUUCAUUGCGGUGCAACUCCAAAUCGAGGACAUUAUAUAACAUUAGUAAAAAGCAAUUCAUUCUGGCUAUUAUUCGAUGAUGAUAUUGUCGAAAAACUCGAAAUCUCAUCAAUGGAAGAAUUUUCUGGAAUGUCUUCCGAUUGUUCUGGAAAUGGUCUUCAAAUGCCAUCCAACAAUCAAUCACAACAGCAGAAAAACAGCGAAUCUGCUUAUAUUUUAUUCUAUCAGGCACGUGAUUAUGAUGCUUUACGACCAAAUCAUCACGCCACUCAUGCCUCUAUAUAA
Caenorhabditis angaria is the source of this 2114-nucleotide messenger RNA. Lineage: Eukaryota; Metazoa; Nematoda; Chromadorea; Rhabditida; Rhabditidae. The record is from the annotation of a GenBank genome assembly.